This is a messenger RNA of Laetiporus sulphureus 93-53, 3467 nucleotides long. RefSeq names its product Pkinase-domain-containing protein. Gene Ontology annotation, cellular component: cytoplasm. The record is from RefSeq and is a predicted model, not a curated record. Gene Ontology annotation, biological process: intracellular signal transduction; protein phosphorylation; microtubule cytoskeleton organization. The transcript has 3 exons. NCBI's taxonomy places the organism in Eukaryota, Fungi, Basidiomycota, Agaricomycetes, Polyporales, Laetiporaceae. Gene Ontology annotation, molecular function: protein serine/threonine kinase activity; tau-protein kinase activity; ATP binding. Bases 359 to 3235 code for a protein of 958 amino acids.
CAUCUUUGGAGGCUCCUUUUCCCAUACAUGUUGUUCAAGCCCUUUGGUGCAAGGCCAUCCAAAUCCAUUAUUUGGCGAGGGAUGCCUUUGGGGCUGCUUAGGACGCUCGGUCGUUCAUUCCGAUGUCAAGAGUGCCACGUGAUGUGACAAGCCGUUGACACGUUGUUUGGAUGCCAGCCACCGCCUUUGUUCAAGUUCGCGUUCGACGCCAACCACCACGGCGGCUCCUCCCCCCUUCCAUCUGCUGUCUUGGUGCUGGCCGACAACGACAGAACGACAACGCUCACAUUCUAUAUCCUACUGUUUCCGUAAUUUUUUCUGGGUUUGUCGCGAAUUUCUCUAGUUCUGCACAGUCAUCAUGCCCGCAUCUGCUCCCGAGAGCCCACCCCGCGCGCCGCCCAUCAAGUAUCAUACGCCGUUGGGGACCAGAUGGCAGAAAGAAAAGGCUGCGGCGGGAACCGGUGCUUUUGACUACCCGGACGACGCGAAGUAUGUUGGACCCUGGAUCAUCGGCGAAUGCGUCGGCAAGGGCGCAAGCGGGCAUGUCAAGAUCGCGAAGCACCGACGGACUGGCCAGCUUGCCGCAGUCAAGAUCCUGCCUCUAGCUCCCUUUGUGAACUCCCGUGCCUCGCUCACCGCCCAGGCAAAGUCGGACAAGCAGCGCCUCGGAAUCGACAGGGAGAUUAUCAUGAUGAAGCUCAUGAAUCAUCCGAAUAUUAUGCGCAUUUAUGACGUCUACGAAGGCGAGAAGGAACUGUACCUGAUUCUGGAAUAUGUGGAAGGCGGCGAACUGUUCGACUUUCUGGUCAAUCGUGGCAAGCUUCCUCCACUCGAGGCUCUGGCAUACUUCAAGCAGAUUGUCUAUGGGCUCAACUAUGCGCACACGUUCUCUAUCAUCCACCGCGAUCUUAAGCCGGAGAACAUCCUCAUACACUCUUUGAAUCCACCUCUCAUCAAGAUUGCUGACUGGGGAAUGGCUGCCUUCGCUCCUCCUUCUCUCCAACUGGACACUAGUUGUGGCAGCCCUCACUAUGCCAGCCCUGAGAUCGUCAACGGGCACAAGUACUGCGGCACGGCGACCGACAUCUGGAGCUGCGGUGUGAUCUUGUUCGCGCUUCUGACUGGGCGACUUCCCUUCGACGAUAAGAACGUCAGGACUCUGCUGAGCAAGGUCAAGAUCGGCAAGUACGAGAUGCCAGCAUUUAUCGACCCUCUGGCCAAGGAUCUUUUGUUUCGGAUGCUCGUGGUCGACGUCUCGAAGCGUAUCACGAUGGCAGAAAUUCUGUCGCAUCCCUGGCUCGAAGGCCAGACGCCGGGGAUUACAUACGUGCCUGCGCCGCCUGUCUCGGAGUUGGCAAAGCCCCUUCCAUCGGCGCUACACAUCGACCGUGAUUUAUUUGAAUCGCUGUGCGUGAUUUGGGGACGCCACGCUGACAUCGAGGGCAUCAGGGCCGAUCUUUUGAGCCCGGCGGGGCAGGGCACGCUAGCGAAAGCCUUCUAUUUCCUCCUCCAGAAGCAUCGUGAGAAGGCAAUGGAGGAGCAUGGCAUCCUCAUGGACAUCGAUGAAGUUCUCAGCGCGAGCGGCAAGGUCGUCACAAAGCAGUAUGCUGCACCCCGGUCAAAGAAGGUUGCACAUCUCGAGCCCCAAGACCUCAACAUCCCAGCCGUACCACAGCACCAGUAUCUACGCUCUAACCGCGCAGCGCCAGUGCCUCCUUCGCGAAGCCCGUCUCCUAACACUCUUGUCAUUUCCACCGACAUAGCCAUGGAUAAGGCACCUGCCAGGGCACACCCUCCGUCUCCUAUUGGUCCGCGCCCACAGAGGCCUCGGCCGACUUCUGCAUUUAUCUCUCCAUCCGUGGACACGAGGAUCACUGCGGGACGGUCCACGUUCUCGACCCCCAGCGCAUUCCAAGUGGAUGCGAACCGUGCGUUCGUGCAGCCGUUCUCCGUACCAGGACACUCCGCUCAGGGACAGUCCCAAAGCAUCUUUACGUCGUAUCAACAACGCGGAAUCCCACCUCUGCCCACACGUCGGGGCUCCGCUCCGCCUCCUGCUACGUUCAACGUCCCGUCUGCUUCUUCAGGUAUGAGGGCUCCUUCUCGUGGCGGCUAUCGAGGUUCUAUGGCAGCUCCGUCCCUCUCCCCCGGAGUCAUACAUGCCCCCGUUCCUGUCCCGGCUACGGCCACUCCGAUACUUCCAAUGAUUACUGCCCCGAGGGUGCCGGAUGUUGAAUUGCAGAAGACGAUGAACCAGUACGCGAACAUGGUGAAUAUGCAGGUGGCCUCGUGGAAUGCAACACGCGCGCAGGUGCAAAGCCCGUCUGCCCAUGAGCGCGUCGACGAGCCGAUGGACAUUUCUGAGGACGCGCCAAUGCGCAACAUCGAUAUCUCGGAUGGCAAGGCGGAAGCGGAGAACAAAGAGAACUGGAAUGCGGCUGCUCCUGCUCGCAGACAUGCUCAUGCGGAUGCUGUUAACGGCCAUGGCGGUCUCGGCUUCGGCCAAUCUGUGCCGUUGGCGAAGGAACUCGGCAACGUUGUCUUCUUCAAUGAGCCUACUAGCAGCAAGGAGUACACGAAGAGGGAAAGGAAGAAUCGCCCUCCGGCGUUGGAUCUCCACGGAACUCCGAUUCUGCAGAAGAGGUCGACGUUCUCCAUUGUCGGGUCGCCCGGGCCCAUGUCUCCUCCCGCGUCGUUCAUCGGCUCGCCCGUGGUCGGCGAGUUCAAGGGCUGGUUCUCGAACUUGUUCCAUUGGAAGGUGCAGACGUACAUGCUGUACUCGGUCAACGACGUGCUUACGACGCGCAUCGAGACGAUGCGGCUGCUGGAGCAAUUUGGCGUGCUCGCGGUGCUGGACGAAGCGCACGGCUGGCAUGUGCUCAAGUGCCGUGCGGAGGACGGGCAGGAUGGAUCCAAGCAGGUGCGCUUCCGCGUUGAGUUCUCGUCGGUCGCUGGCCCAGGCGCAAGCGGCUUCCCACAGCCGGGUAUGACGCCGCGGCUGUCGCAAACGCCGAUGUCGCCGCACGCGAGCUCGUUCGGGCAGUCGCGGUUCAGGAUGGACAGGGCAUGUGGAUAUGAGACGGCGAUUGGGCUCGUGCUGGAGAAGGGCGCGGUGUCGGCGUUCAAGGCGAUCUAUCAACGGCUGAGGGGCGAGUGGAGACUGGACGCGCUGCAAUCGCCGCAUGGGAUGAUGGCGGCGAGCACGCAGAGCAUCGAGCAGCGAUUCAACGUGUGAGGCGCAUGCGGACUUGAUACACUAUUGUUCAGACAUUACUAUACCCACCACAGCUCACACAGUAUACCCAUGCAUGGACGCCUAUUAUCGGUCUAGCGCCCGAGUACACACUAUACCUGUCCCACAUACACGGAAUGCUCGAGUUGUGUGACAUCCUAGGAGACGUAUGGAAUGCAGCAGGUGUUUGUAUGAAAUGAGCGUGUAUAUAUAGCGUGACUAUUCUCGGCCGCGG